This is a messenger RNA of Canis lupus familiaris (dog), 873 nucleotides long. RefSeq names its product olfactory receptor family 2 subfamily H member 10 (gene OR2H10). Gene Ontology annotation, biological process: G protein-coupled receptor signaling pathway. NCBI's taxonomy places the organism in Eukaryota, Metazoa, Chordata, Mammalia, Carnivora, Canidae. Gene Ontology annotation, molecular function: olfactory receptor activity; G protein-coupled receptor activity. The record is from RefSeq and is marked inferred. Gene Ontology annotation, cellular component: membrane.
AUGACCCUGUUUGUGGUUGUGUCUGUGUUUUACACAGUCACCCUCGUGGGCAACAGCACCACCAUACUCCUGUGUCACCUGGAUCCCCACCUCCACACCCCCAUGUACUUCUUCCUCACCCACCCCUCCAUCCUGGACCUCUGCUUUACCACCAGCUGCAUCCCUCAGAUGCUGGUCAAUUUCUGGGGUUCAGACAAGACCAUAAGCUAUCUGGGAUGCGCAGCCCAGCUCUACAUCUUCCUGGGACUGGGAGCUGCAGAGUGCAUGCUGCUGCUGGUCAUGGCCUUUGAUCGCUACUUGGUGGUGUGCCGCCCUCUGCACUAUGCAGUUAUUGUGAACCCACCUCUGUGUCACAAGUUGGUAUCUCUGGUCUGGGUCAGUGAGGUUUUUGGCACAUUGGUGCAGUCUCCCACUACCAUGAAACUCCCCUUUUGCCUUCAUCACCAGGUUGACGACUUUGUCUGUGAGGUUCCUGCACUGAUACGCCUGGCCUGUGGAGACACCCACGUCAAUGAGCUCCAGAUCUCGGUGAUUGGUGUCAUCUUCCUGAUGGGGACACUGCUGCUCAUCCUUGUUUCAUACAGCCACAUUGCCCAGGCAGUGCUGGCCAUCCAGUCCCAGGAAGGCAGGAGCAAGGCCUUCCACACCUGCUCUUCCCACCUGGCAGUCGUCUUUCUCUUCUACUGCAGGGUCACUGCUGUCUACAUCCAACCUCGGAGUCACUUUUCAAAGAAGGGAGGGAAGUUCCUAAAUCUUUUCUACACCAUGGUGACCCCCACUCUCAACCCCCUCAUCUAUACUUUGAGGAACAAGGACAUGAAGGGAGCUUUCAAGAGGCUCUUUGGGAAAGACAGAAGGGCCAGUGAAGAAUGA